UUAUCAUUUCAUUUGAAAAAUUUAGAUCCUAACAAUUGUGUGUGUGUAUAUUUUAACAAACUGUGUAAUACUGUUAACCCUUCACACUUCCAAAGAUAUAGCAUGAAAAUUCAUUUUUAUCAUAAAAACCAGAAGGAAGAAUUUAAAGUUUGAUGUCUGGACCCUGAAUUUAAUUUCAACAUCUAGUUUUAUACAUUAUAAAUAGACACCAGUGAUCUUUUUUUCCUUUGGAUUUUUUCCUCUCCUACAAUUGCUCCAUAUUUGUUAUUUGAAGCUCUGAUCAUCACUAUCAAUCAUUUUUGUUCUUUUUUCUCCCCCGACUCUACUUCAAAACUUCUGUAACUCAUUUGCUUCGAAGUCUAGAAUCUCCUUUACAAGUCAGCUUACUGGGUGGGCUGAAUUGCCCUGGAAAGGAAGGAUUAUUAGGAAGUCAUUGUGAACUAAGAGACCUUACUAAUUUGCUCUGUAAACUGAAUAGAGUAUCAGAGAAUUUUCUUUUUCCGUGAUGAAUUUAGGUAGUGUGUAUUGUGAGCUGUAUCAGUUGGAUUAAUUACUUCAAGGUUGCAAUUUUUAAUUGAUAUGACUGUUGCACAUAAUUAUUCUGGUAAGUGGUUCAACGAACGUCUGCUGUUUGUAUUUCAACUCUUGGAGCCAAUAACUUUUGGAAGCAUUUAAUGCAGCUGGAGAAUAACACUAACAAUCAUUAUAGCCUGCAAAGUGUGCAACAAUUUCAUUGUACUUUUGUCCAAAGACUGAUAAGACUCAUCAGAUCAGAGUUGAAAAAAAAUCCCAUUUUAUUAUGAUUAAAGAAAUUGUGUAAAAAGGAAUGAAUUUUGGGGCAGCUCAGUGCUAUUUAUCUGGUAAGAUAUUGCUUUGAUAAGAAUUCACUUUAAGUGUGGAAGGGCAAUCUUUCAUCUGAAAGGGAUUGUUGUGCUUCAUUCACAUUUUUCCCCCAUGUGAUAAAAACCCUAGCUGAUAACACAGAUGUAGCUCAUUUGGAGAAAACAAGGAAGGGAAGAAAAGCGCUGGGGUGGAGGAAGGAGUAGUCAGCUUCCAACUCCUGCAGCUUUUCCUGGUCUUUUCAUUCUCCAGAGCAUCUUGGGUCUCCUCUAGGAGUAUGUGAUGCCCUCGCCUCUAGUCCUGCGUCGCUACCUCCCUGGUGAGCUAUCCCCAUCAGUUGACUCUCGGCCCUGCAGCAGUCCUUCCGAGUUCCCAGGGAAAGCAGGGAACCUCUUCCUGGGGGUCACUCCUCCUCGAGCCCCAAGGCUGCCUCGCCGGCUAGCCUGGUGCUCCAUUGACUGGGAACAGGUGUGCUUGCUACAAAGGUUGGGAGCUGGAGGUUUUGGUUCAGUGUACAAGGCAACUUACCAUGGUGUUCCUGUGGCCAUAAAGCAAGUGAACAAGUGCACCAAGAACCGACGAGCAUCCCAGCGCAGCUUCUGGGCUGAGCUCAACAUUGCAAGGCUGCACCAUGACAACAUAGUGCGGGUUGUGGCUGCAAGUACCCAGACACCUGCAGACUCCAAUAGUCUAGGUACCAUAAUCAUGGAAUUUGGGGGCAAUGUCACUUUACACCAAGUUAUCUACGGUGCCACUGGCUACCCUGAGGAGGAGGCUGAGGAGUCUCACUGCUUAGAUGGAGAGCAAUUAAGUUUGGGGAAGUGUCUAAAGUACUCCCUAGAUGUUGUGAAUGGCCUGCGUUUCCUUCACUCUCAAAGCAUCGUGCACUUGGACCUGAAGCCAGCGAACAUUUUGAUCAGUGAGCAGGAUGUCUGUAAAAUUGGUGACUUUGGCUGCUCUGAGAAGCUGGAAGAUCUGCGGGGCUUCCAGGCUCCCCCUUACCACCUAGGAGGCACGUACACCCACAGAGCCCCAGAGCUCUUGAAAGGAGAGAGGGUAACACCCAAAGCUGACAUCUAUUCUUUUGCCAUCACUCUCUGGCAAAUGACUACCAGGGAGGUGCCUUAUUCUGGGGAGCGGCAGUACGUGCUCUAUGCAGUGGUGGCAUACAACCUUCGUCCGUCACUUGAGGCAGCUGUCUUCAGGGACUCUGUCCCUGGGCAGAGGCUUGAGAGCAUCAUCAAAUGCUGCUGGAGGGCCAGUGCUUUGCAGAGGCCAAGCACAGAACUCCUCUUUGUCGACCUGAACUCUUUAAAAGCUGAAAUGGGCUGA
Sciurus carolinensis (gray squirrel) is the source of this 2172-nucleotide messenger RNA. It is a transcript of the gene Mos, whose product is annotated as MOS proto-oncogene, serine/threonine kinase. The transcript has a single exon. The coding region runs from base 1123 to 2172 and encodes 349 amino acids. The record is from RefSeq and is a predicted model, not a curated record. NCBI's taxonomy places the organism in Eukaryota, Metazoa, Chordata, Mammalia, Rodentia, Sciuridae. Gene Ontology annotation, biological process: protein phosphorylation. Gene Ontology annotation, molecular function: ATP binding; protein kinase activity.